AUGCGCGGCCCGGAACUCUCGCUAGUCCUGCUGGCGCUGGUCCUCUGCCAGGCCCCCCGGGGGCCAGCGACGCCGGUGCCGGCGGGCGGAGGGACCGUCCUGGCCAAGAUGUACCCGCGCGGCAACCACUGGGCUGUGGGACACUUAAUGGGGAAAAAGAGCACAGGAGAGUUCCCAUAUGUUUAUGAGGGUGGGAGCCUGAAGCAGCAGCUAAGGGGAUACAUUCAAUGGGAAGAAGCCGCAAAGCAUUUGCUGGGUCUCAUAGAAGCAAAGAGGAACAGAAGCUGGCAGUCACCUCAUCUCCAUCCCUUGGGUGAGCGCCUGUCUACUUGGGAUUCAGAGGACAGCAGCAACUUUAAAGAUGUAGGUUCAAAAUGCAAGGUUGGUAGGCUCUCUGCUUCAGGUUCUCAAAGUGAAGGAAGGGACCCCCAGCUGAAUGGACAAUGA
Cynocephalus volans (Philippine flying lemur) is the source of this 447-nucleotide messenger RNA. It is a transcript of the gene GRP, whose product is annotated as gastrin releasing peptide. Lineage: Eukaryota; Metazoa; Chordata; Mammalia; Dermoptera; Cynocephalidae. The transcript has 3 exons. Gene Ontology annotation, biological process: neuropeptide signaling pathway. The record is from RefSeq and is a predicted model, not a curated record. Gene Ontology annotation, molecular function: neuropeptide hormone activity. Bases 1 to 447 code for a protein of 148 amino acids.